AACCUCACUAUUUGUCUGAUAUAUUAUGUGUUAUUUAAUUUUAUAAAUUAAAAUUUGAUUAAUUGAAAUGAAAGCGAGUAUUGAAGUGAUCUUAUAAUUACAAUUUUCAGUUAUUAUCCAAUCAUAUUUUGAUUCAAUUACACUGAAUCAUUAUGGCAAGUUCUGCUAAUAUUCCAAACAAUCCACCAGAACAUUGCCCUGGCACUCAAAGUGAAACUGCUGGAAAAGCAUCCGCCUGUGAAGGUUGCCCCAACCAACAAAUAUGUGCUUCUGGUGUUGUUAAAGGUCCUGACCCAGGUAUUGAACUAGUGAAGAAUAGAUUACAAGAUGUCAAAAAUAAAAUCCUUAUUUUAUCGGGGAAAGGAGGUGUUGGAAAGAGUACAGUAACUGCUUUACUUAGUCGAGCCUUGACAGUUUUGAAUUCAGAGUGGAAUGUAGCCGUAUUAGAUGUUGAUAUAUGUGGCCCCUCUCAACCAAGAGUGAUGGGGGUACAGGAUGAGCAAGUCCACCAGUCUGGUUCUGGAUGGUCACCAGUUUAUGUAGAUGAUAAUCUCUCAGUAAUGUCCAUUGGGUUCCUUCUAUCUUCUGUUGAUGAUGCCAUCAUUUGGAGAGGUCCCAAAAAAAACGGAAUGAUAAGGCAGUUUUUGAGCGAAGUUGAUUGGGGAAAAUUGGACUACUUAAUGAUUGAUACUCCUCCAGGGACCUCUGACGAACAUCUCAGUCUUUCAACUUAUCUGUCUGAAGCAAAUCUAACUGGAGCUAUUAUUGUCACAACACCUCAGGAGGUGGCGCUACUAGAUGUGAGGAAGGAGAUAGACUUUUGCAGAAAAGUGAACAUAAAUAUCCUUGGAGUUAUUGAAAAUAUGUCUCUAUUUGUAUGUCCAUGUUGUCAGACAAUGUCGGAAAUAUUUCCUGCGACCACUGGGGGUGCCAUAGCAAUGUGUAAAGAAAUGAAUGUUCCAUUUCUUGGUAGUUUGCCACUAGACCCUGUAAUAGCAAGAUGUUGUGACGAGGGAAGGAAUUUUGUAACCGAAUUGCCAGAUGCAGCUGCAACACAAUGUCUCAUAAAUAUAGUUAAAAAUAUUAUCCAGAAAUGCGACAAGGAAAAUUCAACAUAAUAAUUUUAUAAUUGUAUAACUAUUUUCUUCUAUCUAUAUACAUAUACAUCAUUAUGUGAUUGCCAUGUAACUUAAAUAUAUAUUAUGAGUUGAUUAAAAAAUCAUUGUUUCAUUCUAUUAUCAA
Molecule: messenger RNA, 1242 nt
Organism: Harmonia axyridis
Lineage: Eukaryota; Metazoa; Arthropoda; Insecta; Coleoptera; Coccinellidae
Gene: Nubp1
Product: cytosolic Fe-S cluster assembly factor NUBP1 homolog
Exons: 7
Coding region: 153-1118 (321 amino acids)
Biological process (GO): iron-sulfur cluster assembly
Cellular component (GO): cytosol
Molecular function (GO): ATP binding; ATP-dependent FeS chaperone activity; 4 iron, 4 sulfur cluster binding
Source: RefSeq, a predicted model, not a curated record